CGGUGGCUGCACCGGCCCCAUGAGACCGCGGCCCCCCGGCGCCUGGGCCGCCCGCAGCCCCUGACCUGACCUGCCCUCACAAUGGCGGAAGCCACCUCCGGCGCUGGGGGCACAUCCCUGGAGGGCGAGCGUGGCAAGAGGCCCCCGCCGGAGGGCGAGCCUGCAGCCCCGGCGUCCGGAGUUCUGGAUAAGCUUUUUGGGAAGCGGCUCCUGCAGGUGGGUCGGUAUCUGGUGUCCCACAAAGCAUGGAUGAAGACGGUGCCCACGGAAAACUGUGACGUGUUGAUGACCUUCCCAGAUACGACCGAUGACCACACGCUGCUAUGGCUGCUGAACCACAUCCGCGUGGGCAUCCCCGAGCUCAUCGUGCAAGUCCGCCACCACCGCCACACACGCGCCUACGCCUUCUUCGUCACCGCCACAUAUGAGAGCCUACUCAGAGGGGCCGACGAGCUGGGUCUGCGCAAAGCAGUGAAGGCCGAGUUUGGCGGGGGCACCCGCGGCUUCUCCUGCGAGGAGGACUUCAUCUACGAGAAUGUGGAGAGUGAGCUGCGCUUCUUCACCUCCCAGGAGCGCCAGAGCAUCAUCCGCUUCUGGCUGCAGAACCUUCGUGCCAAGCAGGGCGAGGCACUACACAAUGUGCGCUUUCUGGAGGACCAGCCAAUCAUCCCUGAACUGGCGGCCCGCGGGAUCAUCCAGCAGGUGUUCCCAGUCCACGAGCAGCGCAUCCUGAACCGUCUCAUGAAGUCAUGGGUGCAGGCUGUGUGUGAAAACCAGCCUCUAGAUGACAUCUGCGACUACUUUGGUGUGAAGAUUGCCAUGUACUUUGCCUGGCUGGGUUUCUACACAUCGGCAAUGGUGUACCCGGCGGUCUUCGGCUCAGUCCUGUACACAUUCACAGAGGCUGAUCAGACAAGCCGGGAUGUAUCCUGCGUGGUCUUUGCCCUCUUCAACGUGGUCUGGUCAACGCUGUUCUUGGAGGAGUGGAAACGGAGGGGGGCUGAGCUGGCCUACAAGUGGGGAACACUGGACUCACCCGGGGAGGCUGUGGAGGAGCCACGACCCCAGUUCAGGGGCGUGCGGCGCAUCAGCCCUGUGACUCAGGCCGAGGAGUUCUACUACCCGCCCUGGAAGCGGCUGCUCUUCCAGAUGCUUGUCAGUCUUCCCUUGUGCCUCACCUGCCUAGCCUGUGUGUUCCUGCUCAUGCUCGGCUGCUUCCAGCUCCAGGAGCUGGUGCUGAGCGUGAAGGGGCUGCCCCGUCUUGCCCGCUUCCUGCCGAAAGUCAUGCUGGCCCUGCUGGUCAGCGCAAGUGCCGAGGGCUAUAAGAAGCUGGCUGUCUGGCUCAACGACAUGGAGAACUAUCGGCUGGAGAGUGCCUAUGAGAAGCACCUCAUCAUCAAGGUCGUUCUGUUCCAGUUCGUCAACUCCUACCUGAGCCUUUUCUACAUCGGCUUCUACCUCAAGGACAUGGAGCGCCUGAAAGAGCUCCUGAUCGUCCUGUCCCUGUCCCAGAGCCUCGAGCGGCAGCUUUGGGCGGUGCUGGUCCCGCUCGUGGCCCUGCGGUUCCGCCUGCUCCUCCUCUCCCUCCAGGGCCUCCUUCUUGAGGCCCGGGCCAAAAUGCUGGCCACACUGCUGAUCACCCGCCAGUUCCUCCAGAACGUUCGAGAGGUUCUGCAGCCCCACCUGUAUCGGCGGCUGGGCCGAGGAGAGCUUGGCCUGCGGGCGGCCUGGGAGCUGGCCCGUGCCCUGCUUGGCCUCCUGAGCCUCCAGCGCCCCGCACGCCGCCACCUUGAACCCCCGGCUGAAGAGGGCGGCGGUGGCAGCAGCAGUGGAGGGGGUCGCAGGUGUCUCAGUGGGGGCUGCGGGGCACCUGAGGAGGAAGAGGAGGCCGCGGUGGAGCGGCGGCCUGCAGGGGAAGGGGGAGAGGUGGGGAACGGGCCCCGGGGGGACAGAGAGGAGGAGGACGAAGAGGAGGAGGAGGACGACGAAGAGGAGGAGGAUGAGGACGAGGAAGGCGAGGAGGCCGGCCUCCUGGACUGCGGGCUCCGACUGAAGAAGGUCAGCUUUGCCGAGCGGGGGGCUGGGCGGCGUCGGCCGGGCCCAAGCCAGGAGGCCCUCCUGGAGGAGGGGAGCCCCACCAUGGUGGAGAAGGGGCUGGAACCGGGCGUGUUCACACUGGCCGAGGAGGACGAUGAGGCUGAGGGGGCUCCCAGCAGCCCCGAACGGGAGCCUCCCCCAGCUGUCCUGCUCCGCCGGGCUGGAGGUGAGGGCCGAGACCAGGGGCCGGAUGGGGGCCCGGAUCCAGAGCCGGGCUCAGGCGACUCAGCCCGGAAGCAGCGGCGGCAGAACCGGUCAUCUUGGAUCGACCCACCCGAGGAGGAACACUCAUCUCAGCUCACCCAGGCGGAGCUCGAGAGCUGCAUGAAGAAAUACGAGGACACGUUCCAGGACUACCAGGAGAUGUUCGUGCAGUUUGGCUAUGUCGUGCUUUUCUCAUCUGCCUUCCCCCUGGCUGCCCUCUGCGCCCUCAUCAACAACCUCAUCGAGAUCCGCAGUGACGCCCUCAAGCUGUGCACGGGGCUGCAGCGGCCCUUUGGGCAGCGCGUGGAAAGCAUUGGCCAGUGGCAGAAGGUGAUGGAGGUCAUGGGCGUCCUGGCAAUCGUGGUCAAUUGCUAUCUAAUUGGCCAGUGUGGGCAGCUGCAGCGCCUCUUCCCCUGGCUCAGUCCCGAGGCAGCCAUCGUGUCCGUGGUGGUGCUCGAGCACUUCGCUCUGCUCCUCAAGUACCUCAUCCAUGUGGCCAUCCCUGACAUCCCAGGCUGGGUGGCUGAGGAGAUGGCCAAGCUGGAGUACCAGCGCCGGGAGGCCUUCAAGAGACAUGAGCGCCAGGCCCAGCACCGCUACCAGCAGCAGCAGCGGCGUAGGCGGGAGGAGGAGGAGCGACAGCGCCACGCGGAGCACCAUGCCCGGAGGGAGCGGGACGCCAGUGGCCGAGAGGAGGCUCGGGCUGAGGGCUCUGGGUUGGACCCUGCUGCCCCGGAGAAAACCUCGGCCAAGGCCAAGGGCAGUGGGGCAGGUGGCCACGGGCCAGAGCGACCCAAGCGCCCGGGGUCCCUGCUGGCACCUAACAACGUCAUGAAGCUGAAGCAGAUCAUCCCGCUGCAGGGCAAGUUCCUGUCGUCCGGGACCUCAUCCUCCUCGCCAGCCGCCACGGGGGCCAACCUCACCACCCGGUCAACCCCUGCCCAGUCGCCCACUGGCAGCGACACCCGCCUGCCAGCCUUCCUUAGCUUCAAAUUCCUCAAGUCACCUGAGACCCGGCGGGACCCAGAGCGUAGCCACUCUCCACCCAAGGCCUUCCACGCCGGCAAGCUUUUCCCCUUCGGCGGGGCCCGGGCGGAGGCCGGGUCCAACGGGGCGGGCGGGCAGGCCCGGCAGGACGGGACCCUCGGCGGUGGCGGUUGCCGAGCCCAGCGGAGUGGGCUGGCGGACGAGGCUGCAGCUGAGGAGCCGGACACACCCCGGCCCGAAGAGGAAAGCUCAGGGACAGCGCUGGCCCCCGUGGGCGCCCCGGCCCUCCGCACCCGCCGCAGCCGGAGCCCUGCGCCGCCGCCACCGCCGCCGACACCGCUGCCUCGGCCCCCGACGCCCCCAGCGGGCUGCUGGCAGUGGGACGGGCCGUGGGGCUGCGGGGGCGAGGGCGCCGCCCCGCGGCAGGCCCCUGCUGCCACCGACUGCCCGCCCUGCGCUCUCGCCGGGCCCCCGCCUGCCCCCCAGCCCCUGCCGGGGGACGCCAGCUUCUACAGCCUCCCGCCGCCGCCGCCGCCGCCUCCCACCUUCGAGCGCCCCCAGCCCCCGGCGCCCUCGCCCAGCCCCAGCUCCAGUCCCAGUCCUCAGGCCGUGUGCUGGCCCAGCGGCUGGCAUUAGCUCCGCCCGCCCUGCCUUCCUGUUUUCAUAUGCAAUAUCAGUCACAGACGGGGCGGCGACCGCCACCCAGGAGACACUUGGGCCGGCCCGAUGUACCCCAGUAUUGGCUGCCCCUCCUGGGGCAGGGCCAGGGGCCUGGGGCCCCUCUAUCUGCCGUUUUCCUUUCGACCAGGAUGGGGGAAAACGAAAGGAAACCCCCCCAAAAAACAACAGAA
Budorcas taxicolor (takin) is the source of this 4139-nucleotide messenger RNA. RefSeq names its product anoctamin 8 (gene ANO8). Gene Ontology annotation, molecular function: chloride channel activity. The transcript has 19 exons. NCBI's taxonomy places the organism in Eukaryota, Metazoa, Chordata, Mammalia, Artiodactyla, Bovidae. The record is from RefSeq and is a predicted model, not a curated record. Gene Ontology annotation, cellular component: plasma membrane. Bases 82 to 3924 code for a protein of 1280 amino acids. Gene Ontology annotation, biological process: chloride transmembrane transport.